AUGACAUAUCUUCUGCCGACAUACUUGGAGCCACAAUCACCAAGAACUAAAAUGGCGACCCGUCGACUCAGCGAAGACUCACGAAGGCCAUCAGAGGACAGUCUACAGAGCUUCAAGCCAUCACCUACGACCUUCAAACCACAGACAAGAUCACAAAGAUGGAAGUCGAAGGCACUCACUUUCCUCUCAGACCUCCUGUCCAUGGCUGUCAUGAUCCCCAUCUCCUCUCGGCACCAUCUACCCAUGUCAAUUCAAGAGCAGAAAUCUGUGGCGGUCUUCUACACCUGUGUCAUUGUCAUCUUCCUUAUCACAGGCUGUACACUCGACUCCAGCGUCCUCGCCCGCAACUACAAAAGAUGGAGGACGCAUAUCUACGUCCUCGGACAAUGCUUUCUGGUGUGUUCAUCUCUGCUGUUUGAUAUUGUCAGCGCCGCUGGCGCAAGUCGAAACCUGGAUCCUGGGAUCCUGAUCGGCUUCAUGGUGCUGGAUUGUGUGCCAACUACCAUCUCGAGUAACGUAGUCAUGACAGCUCAGGCGAACGGCAACCAGGAGUUGAUACUGGUUGAGACAACAAUCAGCAACUUUCUCGGAGUCUUCAUCUCGCCAGCGCUAGUGGUUAUGUAUACCUCAGUACCCACCUGGUACAAUGACAUUCUGCCUCACGGCUUCCCACCCAUCUAA
Molecule: messenger RNA, 681 nt
Organism: Fulvia fulva
Lineage: Eukaryota; Fungi; Ascomycota; Dothideomycetes; Mycosphaerellales; Mycosphaerellaceae
Product: Solute carrier RCH1
Exons: 2
Coding region: 1-681 (226 amino acids)
Cellular component (GO): plasma membrane
Source: RefSeq, a predicted model, not a curated record